AUGUCGGACAAUCUACCUCAAGAAGUGGUGUUUGAUAUCUUGGCAAGACUACUUGUCAAGUCCCUGUUACAAAUGAGGUGUGUAUGCAAAUCAUGGAACUCUCUAAUCAAUAGUCCAAAUUUCAUCACGUCACACACAAACCAAACUCUUGCAAACAACAACAAUGAAUUAGUACUACUUAGGCACCACACUGAUGGCAAAGAUCAGUUCACAGUGCAUUGCAAUAACAACACAUUCAAUGAGUGUACAACAUUUGAUUGCCCAUUUACAAACUGGACAAAGUAUUAUUUGAGGGUAGUGGGUUUGUGUGACGGGUUAGUGUGCUUGUCGUCUUAUGAUCAGACUACGAUUUUAUGGAACCCAUCAAUCAAGAGAUGUUUGAAUCUUCCAACACCUCACAUUACAUAUAAGUCUCACAGUUCUUAUACGUUUAUCCUUGGAUUCGGAUUUGAUUCCUUGACUAACGGUUUUAAGGUGGUGAGACUUGUAUAUUUUCACAAGAACUUUGGUUACAGGCUUCCGGUAGAGGUCGAUGUUUAUAUGCUUAGCAUAGGGACUUGGAGAACUGUUAAUACUGUUACCCCAUCAUAUAAUUUGAUGCAAUGCGUUUCCCAUGCUUUUGUGAACCGGGCAUGCCAUUGGAUUGGGUUUGAGGCAAUGACGAAGGAAAUAAGGUGCUAUUUGAUACUGUCAUUCAACAUCAGUACUGAAGUGUUUCAUGAGAUAAAGCUCCCGGAUUGUGUUGCUAAUGUGUUCAGACUAAUUGCAUCGGUUUGCAGUGUAUGA
Camellia sinensis is the source of this 786-nucleotide messenger RNA. RefSeq names its product F-box protein CPR1-like. Gene Ontology annotation, molecular function: protein binding. NCBI's taxonomy places the organism in Eukaryota, Viridiplantae, Streptophyta, Magnoliopsida, Ericales, Theaceae. The record is from RefSeq and is a predicted model, not a curated record.